This is a messenger RNA of Triticum turgidum subsp. durum (durum wheat), 1125 nucleotides long. NCBI's taxonomy places the organism in Eukaryota, Viridiplantae, Streptophyta, Magnoliopsida, Poales, Poaceae. The record is from the annotation of a GenBank genome assembly.
AUGGCGUCACCUCUGACGGACAUCCCCGACCACCUCCUCGCAGAGAUCUUCCUCCGGCUGCCUACCCCGGCCGACCUCGCCCGCGCCUCCACCGCCUGCGUCCCCUUCCGCCGGCUCGCCACCGAGGGCUCCUUCCUCCGAAGGUUCCUCAGCCUCCACUCCCCGUCCUUCCUCGCCUUCCUCAAUGAGGGCAGGUUCCAGCCCGCCCUCCCGCCUCACCCCUCCGCUCCUGCCGCCCGCGCGCUCGUCCUCGCCGCCGAUUUCACCUUUUCCUUCAUUCCCUCCCACAGCCGCUGGAUCGUGCGCGACAUCCGCGGCGGCCUUGUCCUCCUCGACCGCGAGCUCGAAAAGGACGAGGAGCCCACCAACUUCCCAGAGCUUGUGGUGUGCGAUCCCCUGCACAGGAGGUAUCUCGUGAUCCCCCAAGUACCUGACGACCUAGCCCCUUCUUUGGAGCACACAUUUCCCAGGCUACCAGGGCUCGCGUGCGUGCCUUUCCUCCUUCCCCUCAGCGAGGAGGCAGCAAAGGAGGAACAGGCAUCAUUCAGUGUGAUUUGGUUGGCAUAUUAUGAAACUAUGAUGGCCGCCUUCGUUUUCUCUUCAAGCACUGGACAAUGGAGAGCUGCUGCAUCAAAGGCUUGGAGUGAUUUGGCCUUUGGCGAUCUCGAACAUUUCAUGGCGCCAAGGAUCCCACCUUCGUGUAUGAGGCGCCACUAUGCUUAUGGCGUCUUCUACUGGGACUUGCUGAUGAUCACGAGCAAAAAGAUGCUCGUGCUUGACACCAACAGGAUGGAGUUCUCGGUUAUCGACCUACCGCCCGGAGAAUGGAGCAGAGAAGGUUUAGCCAUUGUAGAGGCAGGGGAAGGCAGGCUUGGGAUGUUUGGUUUCCGUGGUGAAGUUGCAUCUCAUCUCAGGUAUACCAUUGCACAGAACAAAGGCACGACUCCUAGACAGUGGCAGAUGGAGAAGACAAUUGCACUAGAUUCUGGCUACAAGUAUUAUAUCAAAGCUGCAACUGAGAGGUAUUUGCUAUUGGUAAGGACACAACGCUCAUCUGUAGCUAACCCACUCUAUGAAUAUCUCUCAAUGGACAUCAAGACGUUGCAGCUCCACAUGUUUGUGUGA